AUGUGGCGGGAGAGAACAGACACAGACUUGGCUAGCGAUGCUCCGUCCUGCUCCUAUAGUUGUGAUUCAGAGAGACUGAUGGUGCCUCAGGUUAACCCCCUAACAGGUGCUGCCUUCAGCCUGCCUUCUAUAGGAUCUAUCAACUGGAACAUGGACCCUGCGACAACACAGACACUCCCUGGCCUUCAUCCUCCUCACACUCUCCUAAUGUUAAACCAGACCUCAGACAAUGCCAGUGCCUCAACACUGAGUGGCUACACAAGCCCAUUAACAAAUGACAGUAGUAGAGAUGGAAUCAGUAAAGGUGGCGGCGCCAAAGAGAAGCGCUUUCCGUGUUCGUUCUGUGGGAAAGCCUUCAGUUUCCCCAAUCAGGUGAAGAUCCACCAGAGGAUGCACACGGGGGAGAAACCGUUCGGCUGCCACUUGUGCCGGGACAGCUUCUCCCAUUUGUCCAGCCUGAAGCGGCACCAGAGAGUCCACACAGGGGAGAAACCAUACAGCUGCCCCCAGUGUGAGAAGAGUUUCUCCCACCAGCACCGCUUGAAGAUACACCUGAAGAUCCACAAGGGAGAUGGGCCGUUCACCUGUACACACUGCAGGAAGAGGUUCUCAGAGAGGAGCUUCCUCAGGAUACACCAGCAGAAAAUGCACAUGGCCCAUGUAUAGAGUAUAGUGACAUGUAAUAUAGUACUAGUUAGUUUGUUUGUAGUUAAUUCUGUUGGUUUUGAAUGUAGUAGGGAACUGGAUGAGGUGAACUGAGGAAAGAAUGAGUAUGAUGAGGCAGAGUAGAUGAUAUGGUGGUGGUUGGUGGCAUGGUGUCUGUAAAAAAUGUUCACUGAUGGAAAGUGACAACUAUGUCCCUUUAGGUUGAUACAGGUGUUUUAUAGUGAGAUAAGGAUGGUGCCUUAAUUCAUGUUUACUUGACAUGAUGUAGUGAAGAUUUCUGUAAUGUGAUGUUGAACCUUUUCCAAAGUCUUGUAAAAUUAACUUGAUCAAAGUGAAGGUACCAGAUUGACAGAAAAGGUAAAGUGUUACCAUAGUGAAAAAAGAUAUUCUACUUGCCACGUAUCGAUUUGUGCAAUAAAAGUACUGUACUUCAC
This is a messenger RNA of Coregonus clupeaformis (lake whitefish), 1100 nucleotides long. Its product is annotated as endothelial zinc finger protein induced by tumor necrosis factor alpha-like. The transcript has a single exon. Gene Ontology annotation, molecular function: RNA polymerase II cis-regulatory region sequence-specific DNA binding; DNA-binding transcription factor activity. The record is from RefSeq and is a predicted model, not a curated record. Bases 1 to 666 code for a protein of 221 amino acids. NCBI's taxonomy places the organism in Eukaryota, Metazoa, Chordata, Actinopteri, Salmoniformes, Salmonidae. Gene Ontology annotation, biological process: regulation of transcription by RNA polymerase II.